AUGCACGCAUAUGGGCGACCAUUAUCAAUAUUACAGACGCAAUUGUACGAUUACAUGAUAUGUUUUAUAUUUUACAUGUAUUCUUAAUUUUUUUUAUUAUUUUGAAAGAAAUAAAAAAUAUAAGUAAGAUAUGUGGAAUAUCAAAGGAAUCGUUAGUUUAACUUUCAUUAUGAAUGGAGUUUAUGGUAUUAACCUUUUCAAUGGAAAAUAUCAGAAUGUUAAUAUUGUAAUUCAAAACACUGUUGCAGAAAACGAGAAUCUUAUUGAGCGAAUAAAGCAAAUUUUCACCAGUGCAUCUCGGCAACUAUUCGAAGCGUCACGACACCAGGUGUAUUUUGGACAAAUUAACAUUAUAAUACCCAAUACGUGGCGUUUAAAGCCAGAAUAUAUAGAGAUACCUGCGCUCUCGGAAUUAGACACCUACAUCACUGUCGAUAACGGAAGCAUUAAAACCCCUCACACAAAACGCAAGAGAAAGAAGUGCGGCUCCCCGGGACGCUUUAUCUAUCUACCAGCAAGCUUCUUGAUCGAGGAAGGGAAAACUCAAUUUGGAUAUCACGAGAAUGUUGUGGUUCGUGAAUGGGGUCAUCUACGAUGGGGACUAUGGGAUGAAUAUGGCAACAAGAAAAAUCGUCAAUUUUACUUGGAAGAUGGUCAAUGGAAACCAGUUAGGUGCAGUACAAGCAUUACAGGUAAAGUUGGUACAGGACCAGAGUGUGAUCAAGCCACUUCGAAAUGCAACAUUUAUAAUACUAGAAAAGUCAUUGAUGAAACUUGCAGAUUCUGCCCUGAUGAAUCACAACCAGUAUCCAAUAUGAGUUCAAUAAUGGCAUUUAACUGGCUCGAUGCUGUGACAACUUUCUGUGAUAAUGAGAAUGAUAUAAAGAUUCCUGUCCAUCAAAGACACAACAGUAAAGGAUGGAGUAAACAGAAUGUGAAUUGUAAUAGUCGUAGCUCAUGGGAAGUAAUGAGGGAACAUGAUGACUUUAAAACAGCAACUACUUUGCCAUCAUCUACAAACACUGUACCAACCUUUAGACUGCUUCAUGAAACUGUGGGAUAUCGUGUGCUUGUAAUAGAUGUGUCUGGUAGUAUGGCUUUAGUGAUGAACAAAUUAUAUCGAGCCAGCGCUUACAUAAUUCAAACUAUGAUACCUGAAAAUAGCUGGCUAGGCAUUGUUUGGUUUGAAAGAAUAGCCCAUAGGAAGAAAGAUUUGACAAAAGUGACCUCACAGCAAGUAAGAGAUGAUCUUGUAUCAGCAUUACCACAAAAGGCGGGUGGUGCUACCUGUAUUUAUUGCGGGAUAGACGAAGCUAUAGAUGUACGAUCUUUUUCAGUGUUAUUUCUUAUGAAUAUUAAGUAAGAAAUCUCACUUAAUUUGUGAUUGAUUAAUUAUUUAGUUACACCGACACCGUGAAGGUCAACGGACGACCUGUCAUUAUUGAUAAAAUGUCCCUGGCGAAAUUCGAACACACUGUUGUGAGAAGCAAGUGGUUUGAAGGCAUUCAUUGCAAAAUUUACGCUUAGGAAGCUUAAAAUAUUUUUUUAGACUGAACAAAAAAAGACAAUUGUAAUGACGAUGCUUAGUUUAUGAUAUAAAGGCAGCCUACAACCCGGGAGGUGG
This is a messenger RNA of Ruditapes philippinarum (Manila clam), 1624 nucleotides long. RefSeq names its product calcium-activated chloride channel regulator 1-like. Lineage: Eukaryota; Metazoa; Mollusca; Bivalvia; Venerida; Veneridae. The transcript has 7 exons. The record is from RefSeq and is a predicted model, not a curated record. The coding region runs from base 131 to 1363 and encodes 410 amino acids.